Messenger RNA from Ordospora pajunii, 588 nucleotides. RefSeq lists its product as uncharacterized. NCBI's taxonomy places the organism in Eukaryota, Fungi, Microsporidia, Ordosporidae. The coding region runs from base 1 to 588 and encodes 195 amino acids. The transcript has a single exon. The record is from RefSeq and is a predicted model, not a curated record.
AUGGAGACUGUGUUUAGGAACGACCUUGGAGAGGGAAACAAAACCGUUCUGGAUGUUUCCCAAAUGCUCUGCAUUUCAUACAGAUCGAGGAUAAUGGCACAGAUCAUAUUCCAGAAGGUGUAUCCAAGAUUUUUCAAGAAAGAAGGCCACACAAUUGUUGCAAUUGCAAGUGUUUAUCUGUCUGCAAAGAUAAACGAAGCACUCGUGAAGCCAGAUGUGCUUUUUGAGAUGAUCUCAAGAAACAUGCCGGCCGGGACCGCACUGUCCAGGGAUAGGCUUGUGAGUGUGGAGUGCAAGAUAAUCGAGAUGAUUGAGUUCCAAUUCAAUGUGUGCCCUGCACAGCUGUUUCUGAUGAGGGUUGGAAAGACCUUGGGAAUAGAUGUUUCUCGUAAGCUUCUGGCCCUUGACGAGAUACACGGCGACAGCAGGGCAAACUUCAUCAAGUACUUUGAUGGAAUGUAUGACCCUGAGGUUGUUGCACUGAGCGUGCUGGGCGAUGAGGAGGUGCGGCUUUUUGAGUGUUACUUCGGUGUAAGGAUCGACAGGGGGCUGGUUGAGGAGGUGCGAUCGAUCAUGACGAAGAAGUGA